Messenger RNA from Aspergillus saccharolyticus JOP 1030-1, 1029 nucleotides. RefSeq names its product SDR family NAD(P)-dependent oxidoreductase. The transcript has 3 exons. The record is from RefSeq and is a predicted model, not a curated record. NCBI's taxonomy places the organism in Eukaryota, Fungi, Ascomycota, Eurotiomycetes, Eurotiales, Aspergillaceae. Bases 212 to 919 code for a protein of 235 amino acids.
GUUUCAUAGCAACCUCGUAUCACUUUUCCUCGAGUCUCGAAACUCCUAUUACUAACUUUAUAGGUCUCCCUAAGUGCACUCGUAAUGCAUCCUCGCCGGCAACCACAGCAGUGACAAGUUGAUAAAUAGUCGGACCCCGCUCCAGCCCGAUGAGAUUUAUCCUUCUCACCAAACUUCAAAAGUUUCGCAAUCGAACUCAAGACUGAUCACAAUGACCAGCACAGAAGCCCCAGUAGUCCUCAUUCUCGGCGCAGGUCGCAACAUUGGGCAACAUACGGCCCAGCACUUCGAAGCCAAGGGCUACCGAGUUGCUCUUGUGGCUCGAAACAUCAACACGGAUGACAGCACUGAAACUCGGCUUCAUAUUCAAUGUGACCUCUCCGACCCAAAUGCCCUCCACGACGUGUUUUCGCGUGUGAACGCUGCCUUUGGAGUUCCUAGUGUGGUUAUUUAUAAUGCCUACGGUUUGACCCUAACCAGUCCCCACGACAUUUUCAGUCCGACCACAGAGCAAUUCACUCGCGAUCUGAAUAUAAACACCACCAGUCCUUAUGUCGCCGCCCAGCUGGCUGUCCGGGGAUUCGAGACCUUGCCGGCGUCCGCGGCUCGAACGUUCCUCUACACGGGUAAUGCGUUGAACACUAUCGCUGUUCCCCAGUUCUUCACUUUGGGGAUCGGGAAGGCGGCUACGGCGCAUAUGAUUGAGGCGGCGGCGGUUGCGUACCGGGAGAAGGGAUUCAAGUUCUACUAUGUCGAUGAGCGCAAACCAGAUGGAACCUCUGGUCCUGACAUUGACGGCGCGGCACAUGCGCAAUUAUUUGCGGAGCUGGCGGAGAGUAAGGAUCAGGGCCCGUGGCAGCAGACGUUCGUCAAGGGAGAGGGAUAUAAAGCGUUUCUUGUCGGAGAAGGAAAGAUCUAAACCUGCGGGGCUAUGGUUGCGAUCGUGAGCUUCACGAUUCAGCUACAAGAGACUAGGUAACCAUGAGCCAGUUUCAUCUAUCUCAUCCCAGAUACAACUAUUGAUAAUUG